GAUGCUGGUCAGCUGUGUUACCCAACUAGCCAAGAUGGCGGCUUCGAUUAGUUUUAGUUGUGUAAAGUCGUGUUCGCGAUUGUUGCGCCAUGGCUACUCUGCGUGGCCAUCUGUUAGUUCAAGAUGUUCAGGGAAUAAAGUGAUGGCUGUGGCAGGGGCAAGAUUUUAUAGAGGAAGCAACAGGGACACAAGGAGAAGAGAAAGAAACCUUUUGGAGAAGCAGAGAAAGCGUGAAGGGCAAAAACCCAGGGUGUUUGACAAAAGAGAAUUCAUGAGAGAGAACUAUGAAAAGGAGCUAUUUGCAUUUAGAAAUCGCCUGUCUCUAGUUUUUGAGGAUGAGAGGUUACUAAGGACUGCCCUCACUCAUGAGCUCUGUGAAGAAGAUUUGGUUAAGGACAAAGAGAAGAUUGAAGAAAACAGCAAACUGGCAUUACUAGGUCAUAACCUCACAUCACAGUAUAUCACAGAGUAUUUGUGUUUCAAGUAUCCCAAUCUCCCCUCGGAGGGAGUUAGACAACUUCACAAUUUCCUCACAAACCGAGAAACUCUUGUCAAAGUAGCUGAUCUCACAGCAUUACCAGAACUCAUAAAAACAAAGCAUGACCUUGACUCUUUGGACAAGGAGAAGCAUGUAGAAGUCACAAAAGAAGAUGUCAUCUCUGACGCCUUUCUUGCUCUGAUUGGCGCAAUAUAUCUAGACCAGGGUUCUUCAGAAGCAAACAAGUUUGUUAGAGAUUUCCUUAUCACUCAGUUAUACACCCAAGAACUUAAUCAAGUCCUCCAGUUUGAAAAUCCUGAAGCUCUCCUUGAAAGCAUGGUUUUGUCAGAGGGACAUACAAAGCCUGAAGCCAGGAUAACAAGGCAAAGUGGGAAAGCUACUCAUCUCCCUGUAUAUGUUGUUGGUCUUUUCUGUGGAGAGGAAUUGAUCGGAGAAGCUGCCGGAUAUAACCUUGUAAAUGCAAAAAGAGAGGCCGUCAAUGCCGCCCUGAUGCGCCUGGUACAGCGAGGAAUGCACCAAGAACCAACCCUUCCGUCAGACCAGAUGAACUACAAGCCGGCUCUCACUCAGAAUAAACUUUAAGGACACUUGAAGGGUUUUUAGACGAAUAAAUAAAGAUAACUGAGGUUUAA
Molecule: messenger RNA, 1131 nt
Organism: Nematostella vectensis (starlet sea anemone)
Lineage: Eukaryota; Metazoa; Cnidaria; Anthozoa; Actiniaria; Edwardsiidae
Product: 39S ribosomal protein L44, mitochondrial
Exons: 10
Coding region: 2-1081 (359 amino acids)
Biological process (GO): primary miRNA processing; rRNA processing; regulation of gene expression
Cellular component (GO): nucleus
Molecular function (GO): ribonuclease III activity; double-stranded RNA binding
Source: RefSeq, a predicted model, not a curated record